AACCACCAUCAUUGGCAUGUUGUAAUUCGGCCGUGAAACAACAUGCAUAGUUUUGUCGGUGUUCUCUUUGUUGGCCUAGCUGCCGUUCUCCUGGCAGCAGGACCUGCUCAAGCUGGUACUCGUAGCCUGCCGCCGUUGUUCCGUGAGUCGGGCGCCUUAGAAAAUCCAAACUUUCGGUUCGAUGCUCGCGCCGAUGAUUUGAAUUAUCGUCUGCCCAAUAACACUCUACCCAUCCACUACGACGUGGAAUUGACCACCAAUGUCCAUGAUGGUACCAAGAAAUUUACGGGCAAAGUUCAAAUUGAUGUAACCAUUGUCGAGGCCACCACCACUUUGGUCUUGCACAAACGUCAAUUGAACAUUCUAUCGGCCAAAAUUGAAAGCGCCACCUCGGCUAGUGAAGAUCUGACCAUUUCAUAUGAAGAAGAACGUGAAUUUUUAACUUUGACCCGUAAAACGAAUGUGAAUUUCGAAAAGGAUACCGAAUGGAAAGUCACAUUGGAAUACGAAGGUGAAUUGCGUACCGAUAAUGGUGGUUUCUAUCUGUCCACGUAUACCGAUGCGGACGGCAAUGAAAGAUAUUUGGCCAUUACCCAGUUCGAGAGUACCGAUGCCCGUCAUGCUUUCCCCUGCUAUGAUGAACCCAACAAGCGUGCCACCUUCACCAUCACCAUCAAUCACAGCCCCACAUACACGGCCAUCUCCAAUAUGCCUGUUGAUACAUCUAAAACCAUUUCCGGCAAAACCGUGUUUCAAAAAACCGUCAACAUGCCCACCUAUUUGUUGGCCUUCAUUGUGUCCGAUUUCGUUUAUACCGAAGGUGUUUUGAACGACACUCCACAACGUAUCUAUUCUCGUCCCGGUACUAAGAAUGAACAGGAAUGGGCCUUGGUUUCGGGUAUGCUGAUUUUGGAACGCUUGGCCGAAUACUAUAAUGUUGACUUUGCAUUGCCGAAAAUCGAUCAGGCUGCCAUACCUGACUUCGCUGCUGGAGCCAUGGAAAACUGGGGCUUGGCGACAUAUCGUGAAGAGUACAUGCUGUACAACAAGGACACCUCAACGGUUACCACACAAACCAACAUUGCCAGCAUCAUUGCCCAUGAAUAUUGUCAUCAAUGGUUUGGUAAUUAUGUUGCCGUUCACUGGUGGACAUAUUUGUGGUUGAAGGAAGGUUUUGCUACACUCUUUUCCUAUAAGGCUGUGGAUGCUGCCUAUCCUGAAUGGGGCGUUUGGCAACAAUUCCAAACCGAUGAUUACCAAUCGGCCUUGACCAAUGAUGCUAGUGACUAUCCCCGUCCUAUGACCCAUUACGUCCAAAAGCCUUCAGAAAUUGCCAUGUCGUAUGGCACGGUUACUUAUGCCAAGGCCGGUUCCGUAUUGAACAUGUGGAAUCAUGCAUUGACCGAUAAAGUUUUCCAAAGGGGUCUACACAACUAUUUGGAUGCUAACCAAUAUAGCAGCGCUGUGGAAGAACAACUUUUCUUGGCCAUCCAAACUGCUGCCAAAGAAGAAAACUAUGAGAUUCCAGCUAAAAUUGAGGAUAUGUUGGGCUCGUGGUCGCGUCAGGGUGGUUAUCCCUUGUUGACGGUUACCCGCAACUAUAACAACGGUUCAUUUACCGUUACUCAAAGUUCCUUCCAUAAUAACAAGAACACUGUAACGCAGAAAUCCUGGUACAUCCCCUUCAACUAUGCCCACCAAUCGAAUCCCGAUUUCCGUGACACCGAAGCCAGCCACUAUUUGCUCAAUGUCCCAAGUGUGAGAGUCGAUGCCAAAUUGGACAAGGAAGAUUGGCUUAUUUUGAACAAACAAUCCACCGGCUAUUAUCGCAUCAAUUACGACGAAGAAAAUUGGAAACUCAUUAUUGAUGGCCUAAUUAAGAGCCCCUACAAAAUCCAUCCACGCAAUCGUGCCCAAUUGAUGCACGAUGCAUAUCGUUUCAGUGCCUCCAAUCGUUUGGCUCAUUCCGUUCUCUUGGACAUGAUGACCUAUUUGCCGAAGGAAGAUCAGUAUGCACCCUGGUCCACGGCCAAUGGCAUUAUCAAUGUCUACAAUCGCUACUUGAGUGGUGAUGCGAAAUACUAUGAUUUCCAAAUGUUUGUGGCCGAAAUCGUCACUCCCAUCUAUGAAAAAUUGGGCAUCAAUGAUGUUCCCGGCGAACACCACUACCAGAAAUAUACCCGCAAUGCUGUCAUCAAUAUGGCCUGUUUGGCUGGCAUCCAGAGCUGUUUGACCGAGACCAAAAACAAACUGAAGGCUUUGGUACAGCACGGUACUCCCAUUGAAGCCAAUGUACAGAGCCAAAUCUACUGCAAUGGCCUGAAACAAUCCGGCGAUGAUGUUUUCCAAUAUGUUUUCAACCAGCUCAUGGACUCCACUGAUCAAGCAUUCCGUCGCGUGCUCAUCUCCUCUCUGGGUUGUUCACAGAACGAAAAACAAUUGAAAUCCUAUUUGGAAAGUUCCAUUGACAAGGACAACAAAUUGCGCAAUCAGGAACGCAUUACCAUUCUCAGUCCCGUCUAUUCGCGUGGCUCCGUUGGUCUGAUGGCCACCAUUGAUUUCCUCGAUGAACACUGGGAUGAAUAUGGCAAUUUGAACACUGGUUUCGGUGGUACCAAUCCGUUGAAUGAUGCCUUGGGAGGUAUGUCUUUGUAUGUCGUCAACACUGAACAGGAAAAAAGACUUUUGGCUUUGGUUGACAAGGUCAAGAGCAGCGAACAUGUCUCCAGCUCAUUGGAGGCCUCCGUCAAGUAUAACAUUCAGUCCAACUUCGACUGGUUGAAGAGUAAUCGUGAUCCGUUGAUUAAUUGGUUCCAGUCGUUCAACAUCAAGAGUGGUGCCAGCGCUGUCAUCAGCAGCUCCAGCAUGGCCAUCAGUACCCUUUUGCUUUUGGUCAUUUCUCGGCUGUUUUAAAAAGACCUAUUUUAGAUAGUUAGCACGUAAUAUAAAUUAAAAACAAAAAAAUUUGUACAUAAAUAUUUAUUUUUUUUUGUUAAAAAAUAAUAAAAGUACUGAUUUUUUUAGUAGUAAAAAAAUAUAUAUUUUUAAAAUAA
Messenger RNA from Musca domestica (house fly), 3053 nucleotides. Its product is annotated as aminopeptidase N. Gene Ontology annotation, biological process: proteolysis; peptide catabolic process. The record is from RefSeq and is a predicted model, not a curated record. Gene Ontology annotation, molecular function: peptide binding; zinc ion binding; metalloaminopeptidase activity. The transcript is spliced from 5 exons. The coding region runs from base 43 to 2913 and encodes 956 amino acids. NCBI's taxonomy places the organism in Eukaryota, Metazoa, Arthropoda, Insecta, Diptera, Muscidae. Gene Ontology annotation, cellular component: cytoplasm.